Symsagittifera roscoffensis is the source of this 1640-nucleotide messenger RNA. RefSeq names its product ELKS/Rab6-interacting/CAST family member 1-like. NCBI's taxonomy places the organism in Eukaryota, Metazoa, Xenacoelomorpha, Acoela, Convolutidae. The record is from RefSeq and is a predicted model, not a curated record. The transcript is spliced from 4 exons. Bases 589 to 1119 code for a protein of 176 amino acids.
AAUAAACAGUCCGAAAAAACACGUAAUGCUUUUAAAAUGCGUAAACACCAUCCGGAUUGAACUACAAUAGGCACUUACCACGUGUACAAUUACAUAGUGCCAUUUUUGGUUUUUUUUUACUGUUUGCCGGUUUUUCAACGUUCCCUAUUAUCAAUAAAAACAGGCAUUUUAAGAAGUGAAAAAACUACUCAAAAGACAUGUGUCUGUAGUUUAUUCACACUAAUCUUAUUCACCUAAAUAAAAAGUUGAAAACAAAACCAAACAGAAAGCAAAAACAUUGAAAGCUAAUUUCAAAACUAUCGUUUUUUUAAACUAAAAAAUGACUAUCUAUUCAAAAAAACUGUGAAUGCUUGCAGCAGAUUUCACAUCGCAAAUAUACAUAUCUUGACCGUGAUUAAACAUUGUGCUAAUGCAUAAAAGCAUAUUGUACUUUUGAGACAGCUUUUUCAUCUUAAACAGUUCUCAAUUCAAGCUGCAGUCUUUGCUUCUGGCGCUACUAGUGUCGCGUUCUAUUAAAAAUUAUUUCAGAUUUUUCUUUUGAUUGUCUUUUUGGUUUUACCAUUUGACUAUUUUUUGUUCAGUUUUAUAAUGGGAAAAGAAUUUCACCAAAGUGUAAACCAGGCCAAAUAUGGUCUGAUUAUGAUGAUCGUUUUCCUAUUAAUUGUCUCCUACCGUUACUAUCAGAGUCUCGUCACGUUGAAUGUGAAGAUGCUGGAGCUGGAGCAGACGAGCGCGGAGUAUGAGUCAUGUCAGAUGAGUGAGAAGAACUUGAGAGAAGCAAGUUCCAAGUGUGCCAAGGAGGCGGAGGAGUCCAAGGCCAAAAUCGACGACCUUAACAAGAAACUGGACGAAAUGAUGCAACAAUUAAGCAAUAAAGAUUCGGAAAAAGAGGGUCUAAUUUCAGAACUGGAGACACUCAAGAACCAAAUUGAAGAACAAAAGAAAGCUACCGAGUUGAGUAAGCAGCCGGUGCAAGCGCAACCCGCGCCACAAGCAGACGUCCCGCAACAACCAGCCGGCGGCGGCGGUGCUGUCCAGCCUGAAGCUAAGCCCCAGCCGGCGGAAACUCAAGUCGAACAACCUGCGCCACCCAAGGAACAUCUUGCUGAGGCUGUUUAAACGAAACAUAUCCCCCUUAUCAUAUCAACGACUUCAUACCCUUUCUUGAGUUUUUCACAUUUCCAAGGAAUUGAGCGCUCCAAAAUUCUUCAAUUUAAAAUAGUGACUUUUAAAUCGAAAAUAUUGACUUUAAACGUACAAAGCUGAAAUUAUAAAAUUUGAUAAUUUUGGUAACGGGAUUCAGAAAAAAGCGGCUCUUUUCUACCCCCAUCCACCACCUUUGAUUUUUUAUUUUGAAAAAGGAACUUAGCAUUUUCAUUAUGCACUGAAGUUUGGCAUGGUGAAUAAAUAACAGUAUGAACAGUUUUGUUCUUCGUACCUUGCAUAGUAACAUCACGUGUUUAGCCAUAAUUACACGUAAAACAAGUAUAAAAAUAGAAAGUUUGAAAGGUGGGGGGAGGGGAGUCGAAAAAGAGUCGAAAAAAAACAUGUAUUAAAAUUGUCUUUAAAUGAGUGCUUGUACAUACUGUUCGUUUGAUGUGAGACUUAUGUCUUUAAUAUUCAUAUCGUCAUUGUUCCAA